Molecule: messenger RNA, 1068 nt
Organism: Capsella rubella
Lineage: Eukaryota; Viridiplantae; Streptophyta; Magnoliopsida; Brassicales; Brassicaceae
Product: fatty-acid-binding protein 3, chloroplastic
Exons: 5
Coding region: 74-949 (291 amino acids)
Biological process (GO): fatty acid metabolic process
Cellular component (GO): chloroplast stroma
Molecular function (GO): intramolecular lyase activity; fatty acid binding
Source: RefSeq, a predicted model, not a curated record
UCAAUUAGUGGUUUUUCAGCUGCUUCUUGUACAGAUCAAAACACUUAGGAUUUAUCGCCGGAGCUUUUUGAAAAUGGAAGGUAUUCUUGCUGCGGUUCCAACUGCAAUGUGUGUCUCUCUGCGCACUAAUGCUGAACCCAUUCAUCAUUUUCCCGGGAAGUUCUCGAAUCGGGUUUCAGUGCUUCAAACAGGGAACUGCGUUUCUUCUCUUCGGAAACGUUCGAUUCAUCCUUGUCAAAACGGCAAUGCUUUGCUCAGAAAGCUACAUUGUGGUGAAAUUUCGCGUGGCAUCGUUAAAUCCGCCGCUUCUUCGGUUGGAAAUGCAGACGAAUACGCUGAAGAAACGGCGACAAGUGUGAAGUUUCGGAGAUCAGUGACAUUACCUGGUUGUUCUAGCCCGUUGUCUUUGCUAGGCACUGGGUUUAGGGAGAAAAAGUUUGCCAUCAUUGGUGUCAAAGUCUAUGCUGCGGGUUAUUAUGUGAAUGAAUCUAUCCUGAGAGGGUUAAGCGCUUGGAAAGGGCGAUCUGCCGAUGAGAUCGAAAAAGAUUCAUCACUGUUUAGUUCCAUUUUUCAAGAUCAAGCAGAGAAAUCUUUGCAGAUUGUUCUCGUGAGAGAUGUUGAUGGUAAAACCUUCUGGGAUGCAUUGGAUGAAGCCAUUUCACCGAGAAUCAAAUCUCCGUCUUCUGAGGAUACUACUGCUCUCUCUACAUUCCGCGGGAUCUUCCAAAGCAGACCUCUCAACAAAGGAAGUGUCAUACUCUUGACCUGGAUCAACCCUUCUAAAAUGCUUGUUUCUGUCUCCACGGGAGGAUUGCCAACGGAUGUGGAUGCUACGAUCGAGUCAGGCAAUGUUACAUCUGCUCUGUUUGAUGUGUUCUUUGGGGAUUCUCCAGUUUCUCCUACAUUGAAAUCUUCAGUGGCUAACCAGUUAGCUAUGACCCUUGUGUGAACGUAAAGUAUCAUAUUGUAGCUGUAUGUAUCAUGAAAAUUGCAAUGUGUUAAUCUCUAUUUUAUGUUGUUAUCUAACCAUAUAAAGUUAGCCAACAUGAGCAAAUUUAAUACUCGAAA